Panicum hallii is the source of this 3545-nucleotide messenger RNA. Its product is annotated as putative disease resistance protein RGA3. Gene Ontology annotation, molecular function: ADP binding. The record is from RefSeq and is a predicted model, not a curated record. The transcript has 5 exons. The coding region runs from base 2082 to 3347 and encodes 421 amino acids. Lineage: Eukaryota; Viridiplantae; Streptophyta; Magnoliopsida; Poales; Poaceae.
GUCACGCCAGCAGAAGAUAGAGGCUGAGAAAAUCCAAGACAUUUUCGGAUCGGAGGCCCUUCACGCAUCGAACGAACGAACGAGCGAGCAAUGCUACGCCUAAGGGCCCACACGGCCCGUUUCACAGCCAACCCCGUUCCUCUUCCUCAGUUCUGCAGCUCUACUCGCUUUCCCUCGUCAGAAAAAAAAACAGCUAGCCUGCUCGCUGCUCGGGAUUGCGGUGAUUCGGGCGGCGACCUGCAGCGCCAAAGGUCUGGGGAUUUGCUCUUAUCGCCACGGCGGAAGGCGGCGGCAGCUGGCAACCUGAGCAGGAGCCGGCGAGCUGGCGAGGGUACGGAGAGCGAGAGCCAGGAAGAGGAGGGCUUCCUGCAAAUGUUCUUGCCCGGCGACUGGAUCCGCGGCCAAUCAUCCCGUGCUCGAAUCCGCUAAUUCUACAGGCCCAGCCGCUGUCCUCGGUCUCACGCGCGGGCCACAGCGGCCUCCGCCGUAGUUUGCCGACUGCCGUGGUCCCAGAGGAGGCAGCAGAGGAAGACGCCCUCGCCCAAGCGUGCGCGGUUGGCUCCGCUCGCCGUGGCCUCGUGAAAACCGGCCGCCCAUCCAGAUUUUCCACCUCCAGAUGCCAAAAUUUCUACGAGUGUUGCAGUCAGAUACAGAGUUCACAACAAUGCCUGAUUGACUUCAGCAGUUCAGUUAGCCUUAGUCGUCAGAUAUAUGUAAAGAAAAAGAGGGUGAUGUAACAGCCUACUCAGUGCCAACGAAUGCACGUUUCUCUUCAUAGUACAAACACACCAGGUAUAGAAUCUGUGUGUUCAGACUUGUGUUUGCCUUUUGCUUUCAGUUCAACCCUGCAGACCAUUUGUCAAAUGUCAAUAGAACCCCAUGGUCAUGUUUGGUCGCCAAAAGGAGAUGGAGCAAGUUGUCAGCUUCUUCUUGGACCUCAUCCUAUUAGGAAAAUGUGCAUCCUUCCAUUCAUUAGUCCAAGAAGAGCUGGAAUGAGAUAUUCAGUUAGUUGCUUGUACUCGGUCAUGUUAACUUUCAGGUUUAUUUACUUGCACAACAGCCUGAUUCAGUAAUGAUGCUUGCUCAAGCCAUCAUCUUUGCCCUUCUUUUCUUUAGGGAGUUGCUGCAUGAAGGUCUUGAGCAUUAGCAGCCUCUGUACAUUAUUUUCUUAAGAUGUCCAAUUGCUCGAGCAUUGUUUGAUUUUUGAUGCACCUCCCAUUUGCCUGCUCUAUGGUGAGAUGAAUAUGCAGGCCACAUCAGCAGCAUACAUUCCUGUCCCUUUGUGCUCUCCUCUUUUUAUGGUGCUGGCCUCAAGAAGAAGAGGGAUAUAAUUUCACCUGUGAUUUCAGUUUCAGAUAGGAUGGUCUUCAUUGGGGAACCAGUAGUUACAAAAAACUGUAAUGGAUCCAACAGGUUCAAGGGGAGUUAUAUAACAUAGAGUCUUCUCUGUCUCCCUUUAUCAGAGAUUAAUGGCUGAGCGGCUGUUCGGACCUUGGAACAGUGGGAAAAAAUGGCGGUUGAAAAAGUACAUCAGUUUGGGAUAUUUGUUAAUCAGGAAGGAAUUAAGGAUGGUCAUCAUGGCAAGUUAUCUUGAAGUACCAGGUACUAUGAUUACCACGUUGGAGUUUCACUAUGUGAGGACUGAAGUUGUAUUUGAUUAAGACUUCUAUCUGAGAUUCAAGACUUGAGAACAGGGGAGAAUUUGGACUACAAACAGGGGAGAAUAAUGAAUCAAUAUAAGUACAGAAUAUUGCAGGGCAGAGAUCUCUGCAGGGCAACUCUGCAUAGCACUUCAAAACAUCAGGGUCAGUGACUCAAAUAGUCUAUAGCUGUUUCUGUUCUCGGAUAGUAGCCAAGUACAAAGACAAAAAAAAAAAGUCAAUCAACAGAACAAUCAAGUGACAGUGAAAACAGCCCCAAACGUCAAACACUGAUUGCAUGGACCAUUGACUAUUUCAGUUUAACCCUUGAGCUCGGUCGUUGUUCUUUUACAUCCCUGCUCACCAUGGAGUUUUGAUAGGAAACAUAGAAGUAGACUUCUCCUUUCUGCCGUGUUCUACUCCUAUUCCUGAGAACCCCAAAUGGAACUUCUCCUUUCUGCGAUCCUGGGUGACCUGACCUCUAGGUCUAUAAAUUUCAUUAUCAACAAGGUCUCCGACUCGAAGCCACCGGCGCUUGCCGUGAACGAUAGCUUGCAAAGGGUUCUCCUCCGGGCACAGGUUAUCAUCGAUGAGGCCAUGGGGAAGCACAUCACAAACCAAGCCAUGCUCCUUCGGCUCAACAUGCUGAGAGACGCCGUGCACCGGGGCCAUUAUGUGCUUGACACCUUCAGAUACCAACAUCAAGACGAGGAGGAUGCCAAAGAUCAGGCUAUGGAAGUAGAACUUGUCAUCAACUUCCUGUUGCGGCCACAAUCUCAUGGUGCUGAAGAAUUGGAGUUCAUGCCAAUUAUCGGACCAUGCCAAGUUGGCAAGAGCACCCUCGUCACUCAUGUUUGCAAGGAUGAAAGAGUCCGUGGCCAUUUCUCAAAAAAUAUUGUUUUUUUCCGCAUCCAUGGUUUCACAGAUGAUGAGCUAGCUAUUUUCAGAGAAGGAUGCACCGUAAAACUUCAAAAUCACACAUCAGACAUGAAAAAAGAUGGAAGAUUGCUAGUCAUCAUUGAAUUAGAUGGGGAUCUCAAUGAAGAAGCACUGGAUAGGUUGCAUUUUGCUUCUAAACAGUAUGCUCCAAGAGGUAGUAAACUCAUAGUUACAAGUCGGUUUGAUAAUAUUGUAAAGUUUGGAUCAACACAGGCUCUAACUCUGAAAUAUCUGUCCAAUGAGGCAUACUGGUAUUUCUUCAAGACUCUUACAUUUGGAAGCAUGGAUCCUGAGAUGCACCCUAGGCUCAUGCACUUUGCCAUGGAGAUAGCCAGGAUGCAGAAAUGUUCCUUUGUUGGCGCAAACAUCGUUUCUCGUUUGCUGAGGGAUAACUUUGAUGCGCAAUUCUGGCUCAAGGUUCUGGCCUUCCUUAAAGGGCUCACCCAGGAGCGUGUCUCCAGAUUUGAGCAUCCAUUUGAUCUUCUGAGGCAGAACAGACCUACACAUCUCGGGAGAAUGGCUACACCUUCUGAAGAUGUGGUGGUUUAUCAUCAGCAUCAAUGCUAUUCAGAAGAGGAGGUCCCUAAGUUAAGACUCCAAGAUGUACUGUAUGGAAGCAUUAAGCCUCAUGGGAACUUCAAAGUCCUGGUAUGGAAGUCUCUGAUACCGCCCUACUCUAGCUAUGUCUAUUCUUGUGAGAUUCGAGAGCUAAAAACCACAACUGCCAAGCGGAAGCGUCCUACGGAAAGUGGAAUAACACUUUGUUAAUUUUUUUCCAUUGCCGGGAUUACGUAGGAGGGUAUCUGAAUAUGUGUUCGUUAGAGUGUCAGCUCAUAAGUUACAGUAACUGUUGGAGAAUGUAAAGAUGUUACAAAUUUCAAUACCUUGUCGUGUGUAGCGGAAUAAUGUAAGAUCUUGAGGCCAGAGAUUUUCAUGAGAAAUAAUGAAUUGCUCCUUGUUUUUUUU